Molecule: messenger RNA, 705 nt
Organism: Diuraphis noxia (Russian wheat aphid)
Lineage: Eukaryota; Metazoa; Arthropoda; Insecta; Hemiptera; Aphididae
Gene: Lamtor4
Product: Late endosomal/lysosomal adaptor, MAPK and MTOR activator 4
Biological process (GO): positive regulation of TOR signaling; cellular response to amino acid stimulus
Cellular component (GO): Ragulator complex; lysosome
Molecular function (GO): guanyl-nucleotide exchange factor activity
Source: RefSeq, a predicted model, not a curated record
ACUUUAUAUAGUAUGUGAUAGUAUGGACUAUUUAACUAUUAAUUUAAGAACGAUAAACGAUUAACGAUACUGGGGAAACACUAAAUGAUAAAUUUAUCAGUUAACGUCCAGUGUAACGUGUAAUACUUAAAACAAACUGAAAGGAUUUGGAUUAAAGUUUACCUAUUCAAACAAUUWUCAAAUAUGGAGAGGAUUCCCGAACAAAUGGGUUAUUUGAUUAUGACAAUGGAUGGGGCCGUGAUCUCGUCUGGUGGUGAUUUAGAGAAUAAUGAAAAUAUUGCUGAUAUCAUAUCAAAAACAAUCGGCACAAGUAAAAGCUUAUACGUGCCUGAUGAACAAUUCCAAAGCAUGUCAAUUUUGUUUCAAAAUUAUCAUUAUUCUGUUUGUGUGUCAAAUAAGAAAAUCCAUGUUUCCAAAAUUAGACAUGAUCCCAAUACAUUAGAAAAUGAUGAAGUCAGAGUGAUUACAGAAGGUUCAUGAUUGGGAAAAUUUGUAUAUUUUUUUUAUAUUUAAAGAACAAGAUAAAAAUAUCUAGAUUAUGUAAUAAUUAAUAUAUAAGUAAUAUCAUUUCACAUUUGGUAUAAAUUGUUAAUAUUAUUCAAAUGUAUACUUUUGUUUACAUUACUAUUAUCAGUUAAAAAUAAAACCAUUAAAGAUUCCCAUAAAUUGUUUUUGAAAUAUCUUAAUAUUUAAGAUAAAUCAAAC